AUUGCCCAUCUCUAAAAUAGUAGAAUUUUGUUUUAAUUUUUGUGAUAAACAAUGGCGAGCGAAGACCUUUUUGAGCAUGAAUUCUCGGAAGAACAGGAUCUGGAGCUUCAGCAGGCCAUGGAGACGGAGGCAGAGGAGGCGGAGGAGGACAAGGAAUCCUCAGAAGUCAUAGAGGAAACACCGGGCAAUCUAGAGGAAUCUGCCACAAAGGCAGUUGCUGACAAGCCGUUGACGAAUGGAACCAAACCUGCUGCAGAUCACGAAGCCAGGUUGACACAACUUCCCUUGGCCAGAAUACGAAACAUUAUGAAACUGGAUCCGGACCUGCACAUGGCCAACAAUGAGGCUGUCUUUACAGUGGCCAAAGCCGUGGAACUGUUCAUCGCCUCGUUGUCCCGCGAAUCCUACACCUACACGGCACAGGCCAAGAAGAAAACCAUCCAGAAGAGGGACGUGGAAAUGGCCAUAUCGGCUGUGGACAGCCUGAUGUUCCUAGAUGGUGCCAUGAACUUCUGAAGCCCCACAGGAAGUACCCCACAAAUGAUACAGGACUUGUUGAUUACUCAUUUCUUUAUUUUGGGGUAUUUCUCGCGGCAAACACAUUCAGUUCUAUUCGGCCUAGUACGGUUUAAUGUUAAAAAUUAUAUGUAAGUUAUAAAACAAUUGUUGGUUCGCAGGAAAACAAACGAAAUAAAAGAAAAUCAUAACUAUAAACGACAA
Molecule: messenger RNA, 720 nt
Organism: Drosophila biarmipes
Lineage: Eukaryota; Metazoa; Arthropoda; Insecta; Diptera; Drosophilidae
Gene: PolE4
Product: DNA polymerase epsilon subunit 4
Exons: 2
Coding region: 52-516 (154 amino acids)
Cellular component (GO): epsilon DNA polymerase complex; nucleus
Molecular function (GO): protein heterodimerization activity
Source: RefSeq, a predicted model, not a curated record